AUGCCCCAAACAAGCGAAGGCAAUGUCCAUGGCUUGCAAUAUCGCGAAGCAAAGCCUUCGCAAGGAAAUCCAUCGCAACCUGUGUCAGAACUCUUCCGUCUUGAUAAUCGCACCAUCAUAACUGAUGUCGAGGAUGCUGCAAAGAAGCACCAUUGUCAACUGACAUAUUUUCAGCUUGAUGUUACUGACGAAAAUGCUGUCUCCAAAACGUUUGCCGGAUUUAUCCAUGCUCUACGCUACCCAGUCAAGGGUCUUGUCGCUUGUGCCGGGCUGUCACUAAAUGGUCCUGCGACUGAAUUUCCGGCUUCUUCAUUCCGAAGGGUACUUGAUACCAAUGUCACAGGAACAUUCCUGAUCGCGCAAGCCACAGCCCGGGAGAUGAUCCGCACAAACACCACUGGAAGCAUGGUUCUGGUUGCAAGUAUGAGCGCUGGCUAUAAUGCAUCCAAGGCCGCCGUUCACCAGCUCACGCGUUCUCUGGCCGCCGAGUGGGGUUCAAGAGUCGAAGUACCACUCAUUCGAGUUAACUCGCUUUCUCCUGGCUAUAUUCGCACAGCUGCCACUGCCGAAUCUUUACAAAAACCAGGCAUGGAGGCUCAAUGGACUGGAGAUAAUAUGCUGUACCGUUUGAGUACAGCAGAUGAGUUUCGCGCGCCCGUGCUCUUCAUGUUGGGCGACGGAAGCAGUUUUAUGACUGGCGCUGAUUUGCGCGUAGAUGGCGGACAUUGUAGUUGGUAG
Penicillium manginii is the source of this 738-nucleotide messenger RNA. RefSeq names its product short-chain dehydrogenase. Lineage: Eukaryota; Fungi; Ascomycota; Eurotiomycetes; Eurotiales; Aspergillaceae. Gene Ontology annotation, cellular component: intracellular anatomical structure. The transcript has 3 exons. Gene Ontology annotation, molecular function: oxidoreductase activity, acting on NAD(P)H, oxygen as acceptor. The record is from RefSeq and is a predicted model, not a curated record. The coding region runs from base 1 to 738 and encodes 245 amino acids.